AUGGAUGCAUUAUAUUUUGAUGUCGACGAUGGGUUAUACAGAAGGUAUUGUAAGAGAGAGGCGUUAGAAUGCCUAAUUGUCACUCACCAUCUAAAGUUUCACACUGGGCCAAGUGUAGAAUUGAGAACGCCACUUUUAUGGCACAUGAAUUUUGAACCAGAUAGACGUGCAAUUAAUAUUACCAUAAAUUCUUCUGGAACAGAAUUGUCAAAAAAUGAUCGAGUUAAAUUAUUCCCAAAUUUUGAAAAAUUACAUCCUGUUGGUCAUGAGACUUGGAAAAGCUGA
Molecule: messenger RNA, 285 nt
Organism: Entrophospora sp. SA101
Lineage: Eukaryota; Fungi; Glomeromycota; Glomeromycetes; Entrophosporales; Entrophosporaceae
Source: the annotation of a GenBank genome assembly